AUGCCUCACACUCAAAAAGACAUCUGGUGGAAAGACGCUACUGUCUACCAAAUUUGGCCUGCUUCUUACAAGGACUCCAACGGCGAUGGAAUUGGUGACAUUCCAGGUAUCAUUUCCACAUUGGACUACGUGAAGAACUUGGGAACCGACGUGAUUUGGUUGUCUCCAGCCUAUGACUCUCCUCAAGAUGACAUGGGAUACGAUAUUUCCGACUACGAGUCUGUUUACCCAAAGUAUGGUACCAUGGAGGACAUGGACCAAUUGAUCAAGGAGUGCCACGACAGAGGCAUGAAGCUCAUUUUGGACUUGGUCAUCAACCACACCUCGUCUGAGCACCAGUGGUUCAAGGACUCCAGAUCUUCUAAGACAAACCCCAAGAGAGACUGGUACAUCUGGCAACCAGCCAAGUACGACGCCGACGGCAACAGACAGCCACCCAACAACUGGUCCUCUCACUUCUCCGAGAGCGCUUGGGAGUGGGAUGAAGGCUCGGGCGAGUACUACCUUCACUACUUCGCCAAGACCCAGCCAGACUUGAACUGGGAGAACGAGGAGACUAGAAAAGCCAUCUAUGCUUCUUCCAUGACCUUCUGGUACGAGAAGGGUGUCGACGGUUUCAGAAUUGACACCGCCGGUAUGUACUCCAAGCAGCCAUCAUUUGAGGAUGCUCCAAUUGUAUUCCCAGACAGAGACAUUCAACCUGCCGGCAUGUUCACCGACUCUGGUCCAAGAAUCCACGAGUUCCACAAGGAGAUGUUCUCCCAAGUCUCCUCCAAAUACGACUCCAUGACUGUCGGUGAGGUUGGCCACUGUUCUUUGGAGGACAAAUUGAAGUAUGUCAGCGCUAAGGAGGGCGAGAUGAACAUGAUGUUUUUGUUCGACCUCGUUGACGUUGGGUCUGGACCCAACGAUAAGUUCGACUACAUUGGCUACGACUUGGUUGACAUCAAGAAGGCUGUCGAUAACAUGAGUUCUUUCAUCAAGGGUACCGACGCAUGGUCCACAGUUUUCAUUGAGAACCACGACCAAGCCAGAUCGAUCACCCGUUACGGUAACGACAGUCCAGAGUUCCGCGUCAAGAGUGGUAAGUUGUUGGCUACCAUGCUCACCACCUUGACUGGUACCCUUUUCUUGUACCAAGGUCAAGAGAUUGGUAUGACCAACGUUCCUCUUGAGUGGGAUUUGGAUGAGUACUUGGACAUUUGUUCCAUCAACUACGUGAAGAAGUACGGUGGAUCCAAGACUCCAGAAGAGUUCGCACAAAUGAAGAAGAACAUCAACUUGCUCGCCAGAGACAACGGCAGAACCCCAAUGCAAUGGGACGACUCUGAGUACGGUGGAUUCUCUACUGGUAAACCAUGGAUGAGACCCAACGAUAACUUCAAGACAGUCAACGCUGCAUCUCAAGUCAAUGACCCAGACUCCUUGUACAACUACUACAAGAAGGCAUUGACUGUCAGAAAGGAGCACAAGAAUGCCUUGAUCCACGGUGAGUUGGAAAUCCUUGACUACGAGAACAAGCAGGUCUUCUCUUACCUCAAGGUCGGUACUACUGAGACCGCCUAUGUUGUUUUGAACUUCACAUCCUCGGAUGUGAAGUUCAACAAAUUGGUCGAGGGCGACAUCGAGUUGGUCCUCACCAACCAAGACAAGUUUAGAGAGGGUGUGUUGUCGCCAUAUGAGGCCAGAGUCUACACUGUGUCACAAUAA
Molecule: messenger RNA, 1710 nt
Organism: Australozyma saopauloensis
Lineage: Eukaryota; Fungi; Ascomycota; Pichiomycetes; Serinales; Metschnikowiaceae
Product: glycoside hydrolase family 13 protein
Exons: 1
Coding region: 1-1710 (569 amino acids)
Biological process (GO): maltose catabolic process; sucrose catabolic process
Molecular function (GO): glucan 1,4-alpha-maltotriohydrolase activity; sucrose alpha-glucosidase activity; oligo-1,6-glucosidase activity
Source: RefSeq, a predicted model, not a curated record